AUGGCGUCUUGGCUCAAAGCUGCCGAAGAUUUAUUCGAGGUUGUGGAUCGAAGGGCAAAGUCUGUGGUCGAAGACCUUUCCGAAGAACAGUCUGAUUUGCAGUUGCCAGCUUCUAAUAGGAAAGGGUCGCAAGGGAAGAGAUCAAAUACAAAGAAAAAGGCUCGACAGAAACCUGUGAAAGAAGAAUCUUCUAACAAAAGAGAUGAUCAAUCUGGUCCAGGAGUAUCACAGUCAGAGUUGCCUCCAUCUAAAAGCUCUGUUUCCACUGAAGAAGCCUCUUCAUCAGGGCCUGUUUUGGAGACAAGAGAGAUUCAACAGACUGAUGCAGAUGUCCAGAGUGUUCAAUCAAUUCCACAAUCAGUGGCAGAUACAAAAAGUGACGAUGUUUCUGUGGUAGCUUCAGAAUCUGUUGUGGACGGUGAUGCCGCUGAGUCAACUUCAAAUGGCAAGCAGGUUGAUGGAGAUGCUCCCAAUGACUCUUUGGUGCAACCGUCACAAUCUUUACCUGACAAAGAAAUUGAGGUGACUGCUAGUGAGAACCUAAAUAAUGCUCCCAAAAAAGGCACAGAAGGAGAGUUAGAGGAUUCUUCAAAAAGAGACCUGGAGAAACUGGAAUCUGUAGUGCAUGUUUCUCCUUUAGGCGAAGGAACUGUGAUUCAAAGCAUAGGCGAUGAGGUGAAAGUUGGCACCUCAAUCAAUCUGGAUAAAGAACAGGAACAGGGAGUUGCUGAUACCUCAACCAAUUUAGAGAGAGAGCAGGGUCGUAGAGCGGAGACAACUGCCAUGAAAAUUCAAGAUCAACUCGAAGAGGCUCAGGGGUUGCUAAAAGCUACAGUUUCCACUGGACAGUCGAAAGAAGCCAGGUUAGCAAGGGUUUGUGCUGGACUUUCAUCCCGUCUUCAAGAAAUUAAGGCAGAAAAUGCACAGUUGGAAGAGCUUCUCAAUGCAGAGCAAGAGCUUACCAAGUCAUAUGAAGCUAGCAUUACACAGUUGCAAAAAGAUCUGUCAGCCUCUAAAAGUGAAGUGACUAAAGUAGAGUCAAGCAUGGUUGAGGCACUAGCAGCUAAGAACUCAGAGAUAGAAGCACUUGUCAGCGCAAUGGAUGCUCUGAAAAACCAGGCUGCUCUGAACGAAGGAAAAUUGUCGACUGUUCAGGCAGACAUGGAGUCUAUUAUGAGAAACAGAGAAUUGGCUGAGACUAGGAUGAUGCAGGCAUUGCGGGAGGAGCUUGCCACUACUGAAAGGAGAGCCGAAGAGGAGCAUUCUGCACAUAAUGCCACAAAAAUGGCUGCCAUGGAAAGAGAAAGGGAACUAGAGCACAGGGCUAUUGAUGCUUCCACAGCACUUGUUAGAGUUCAGAGAAUUGCUGAUGAAAGGACAGCGAAAGUGGCAGAACUUGAACAUAAAGUGGCAUUGCUUGAGGUUGAAUGUACCUCUCUGAAUCAAGAGCUGCAAGAUAUGGAAGUUCGUGCUCGCAGAGGACAAAAGAAGUCUCCGGAUGAAGCAAACCAAGUGAUCCAGAUUCAGGCAUGGCAGGAUGAAGUGGACCGUGCUCGGCAAGGUCAAAGAGAUGCCGAGGAGAAACUUUCUUCAAUGGAGGCUGAAAUGCAAAAGGUGAGGGUCGAAAUGGCAGCCAUGAAAAGGGAUGCCGAACAUUACUCACGCCAGGAGCAUACAGAGCUGGAGAAACGCUACCGUGAACUAACAGAUUUACUGUACUAUAAGCAAACGCAACUAGAGACUAUGGCGAGUGAGAAGGCUGCCGCAGAGUUUCAGUUGGAGAAAGAGGCCAAACGUCUACACGAAGCACAGGUAGAGGUAGAAAAAAGCAGAGUUUCACGACGCCCAUCCGCAGUUUGGGAAGAAGAUUCUGAGAUCAAGACACUUGAGCCUCUUCCAUUGUAUCACCGACACAUGGCUACAGCGAGCACACAGUUGCAAAACGCAGUGAAACUGUUAGACUCAGGAGCUGUAAGGGCCACAAGGUUCCUUUUUCGGUACCCAAUAGCCAGGAUUUUCCUACUCUUUUACCUUGUCUUUGUUCAUCUCUUCUUGAUGUAUCUAUUACACCGGCUCCAGGAGCAAGCCGAGGCCCAGGAAGUUGCUGAAAUGACCAACAACGUCUUCAGACCAUAA
This is a messenger RNA of Microthlaspi erraticum, 2136 nucleotides long. NCBI's taxonomy places the organism in Eukaryota, Viridiplantae, Streptophyta, Magnoliopsida, Brassicales, Brassicaceae. The record is from the annotation of a GenBank genome assembly.